UGUCACAUUCGUUUCAACUUUCCUGUGAUUUGAGACACGUAUGGCGUCAUUAGCACUGGCCAGUAUACUGGUGAAUAUUACGGAACAUACCCAAUAUGUCAGUGUCACAUUAGUAUAAUAGCGGAUAAUAUUGGUAACACAAAUUAAUACUUAUUAAAAAUCAAGUUGUACUACAUUUUUGAAUCAAGCAGAAUUAUUUUUUUAAUCCAGUAUAAUGGGAAGACCAUUUAGAGUAUCCGAAAAACAAGCAAUUUUAAAAUACAUCGUAGCCCGGAAAGAAUAUGAAAGAACUACAGGAGCCGAUUUGUGGAGGGAAAUGGAGCGAUCUUUUAACAAUGGGAGAUCGUGGCAGUCAUUAAAGGAGCAUUAUAAAAAAGUUUUAGUAAAUGAAUUACAUAGAUUUGAUUUUUUGACAAAUGAAGAGAUCCAAAGUUUUAGAUCCAAAAAAUACAUCCCAAAUAUUGUACCUAUUGUGGAAUCAUCAGGGCAGAGAUUGGAAAACGAUCGCGAUGGAGCGACUGGAAAUAAUGAGAAUCAAAAUAAUGAAGAAUCGAGCGAAAAUAACGACACCUCUUUUGAAAAUAAUGAAGUCACAUUAGAAAUGAAUAAUUCUGUGGAUAGAUAUGCAAUGAUCGAAGAAUUGCUCUGUUUAGAAUGUAUGGAAAAGGAACUACUCGCAACAACCUACGAUACUGGUUUCUGCGUCGAUUGUCAUCUCACACACAAAAUAACAUUUGAGAAUAAUCAAAUCAAAGAAAUUCGUCGUACGUAAAUAAAGACGUAGGAGAAGGGAAAUGUAGGCUAAUGUGAUAACAAACCUAACGUCACAUAUGCUCAAUAUACCACCGAUGAAAUAAAUAAGAAGAAAUAAAAAAAGUAUAUUUUUUUUAAAUUUUACGAUGAAAA
This is a messenger RNA of Chrysoperla carnea, 906 nucleotides long. RefSeq lists its product as uncharacterized. The record is from RefSeq and is a predicted model, not a curated record. The coding region runs from base 215 to 772 and encodes 185 amino acids. Lineage: Eukaryota; Metazoa; Arthropoda; Insecta; Neuroptera; Chrysopidae. The transcript has 6 exons.